This is a messenger RNA of Bombyx mandarina (wild silkworm), 1102 nucleotides long. RefSeq names its product Phosphatidylinositol glycan anchor biosynthesis class X (gene PIG-X). The record is from RefSeq and is a predicted model, not a curated record. Gene Ontology annotation, cellular component: endoplasmic reticulum membrane. Gene Ontology annotation, biological process: GPI anchor biosynthetic process. NCBI's taxonomy places the organism in Eukaryota, Metazoa, Arthropoda, Insecta, Lepidoptera, Bombycidae.
UGUGCAGAAACUGCAUUUGUGCAAGUGCAAUAAAAUAGGUAGUAUUUUAUCAAAACAACACUGCGUCGCCGCAGAAUGGGUAUUGAUUAAUUCAUAAUUUGAAUAAAUACCGUAAGCCCAGCAAAAUUUGUUUCAACUUUUCAAUUUUAAGUAAAUAUGUUGACAAAUAUUUUUAGUUUUCGAAUAUGUAUCGUUGUUUUUGUUGCAAUCAAAGUUUUUUCGGCCAGUAAAUGUGAUUAUGAUGUGAAAAUAGCUCAGAUACUCAUCAAUGAUGGAUAUCACAGGCAUCAUUACAGGAACCUAACCUACCACAUAAUUUUCAAUGAGGAUUCAGAGUCAAAAGGUAUAUACAAUGGAUGUAGAAUUGGCCUCGACCAGUACCUGCCUGCUGGGGUGUUUGUUAAUCCGAAUGAACUGAAUGAGUUCAAUCGUCUGGAAAGGUUGAAUGCAUUUCCGAGGGGUCGGGUCAACAUAGAGCUGCCAACUGAAGAAGCAGAACCUAUAAAUGUGUUCAUUAUAAGUGAAUUGACUGAUGAUGAAAUACAAAUGUGGCUACCCGUUCAUGCUCGAUAUCAUGAAUCUGUAUCUGGUGGAGGGAUGGUACAGUAUGACAUAGGACCCCCGAAAAUGUACCUAUAUUGUGCUGAUCGUAGACUGGACGUGUGCGACCGCAGUGUGUCACCAUCAGUCACUUUGACAUGUAACGGUGGUGUCAAGAUGUGCUCGUGGAGAGAUAUACCUUACACUGUGUUGACAGAUCCUCUCGUGUGGCGCGUUCCAGUCGGGAACUCCAACCACUUCUACAUCAUCGGCAUAGGUACAGCAUUCGCCAUAAUGGUCGGCACCACAAUGGUGAUCAGAGCGAUGCAUGACCACAUUUUGAAGCACCGACGUCUGAUUAUACGAUGAUUUUGUGGGCGUGUCACAAUGCGAAGGGCGGACGAUGCUUGAAGCUCGCCACCACGUUCUGUUGUUAGUAUGUUAAAAUAUAGAAUGUAUUUGACCUGCCAAUGAAGACCCCACAUGUUAGCUACUUAAGUUACUGGACACGUCAAUUAUUUUUUUUUAUUUAUUUAUGUACACACAAAAAAAAGACAGUACA